Molecule: messenger RNA, 636 nt
Organism: Laetiporus sulphureus 93-53
Lineage: Eukaryota; Fungi; Basidiomycota; Agaricomycetes; Polyporales; Laetiporaceae
Exons: 5
Coding region: 1-636 (211 amino acids)
Source: RefSeq, a predicted model, not a curated record
AUGAGCAGCAAGGGCAUCAAAUGUGCAUUCUCUGGGGACUCGAUGGAGAAAAAUCCCCUCAGCCAUGUUGACCUGACCGACGAGUAUGCGGCAAAGCUGCAGGGCAUUCAAAGGGAACUUGCGCAUCACAAGCUUAUUCUAGGUGUGCUCCCACCCUCCUCCAUCCUUGAUAGAUUCAACAACCAAGACAUUGAAGAUGCUGCUGCUAAGUCCAACAACCAAGACGUUGAAGACAGUACGACCAAGUUCCAUAAUGAAGGUGCUAGCGCUAAGCCCUGUGAUAAGUGUGACAAAAAGAGACAAAGAUGCCCGAAAAUGUUUAUCAAGGCCCGUGGACAGAAAAUGUUGAUCAACGACCUUCAUAUGUUCUUCGAUCACGUACCUCCGAUACUCAACAAAAAAAACAUCAGUAUACCAAAGGUGAAGGCGUGUGAGGGAAGAUCAACUUGGUUAGAGGCUGGCAUGGAAUCGGACAAUCGUGACGUUGUACCAAGCAGAGAUUUUGUCAGGUCUGCAAUUGCCUUGCGAUAUGCGAUAGCGAUUGUCAAGUCUAUGGAACUUCUUUCCUUGUGCAUUAACUCAGUUAUCAAAGCUGUGGAGUCUGGCUGGCCUAAUGGUUUAGGUGUCAGUUUAUGA